Messenger RNA from Arctia plantaginis, 396 nucleotides. NCBI's taxonomy places the organism in Eukaryota, Metazoa, Arthropoda, Insecta, Lepidoptera, Erebidae. The record is from the annotation of a GenBank genome assembly.
AUGGGAAAACAUUUCGGAGAGUUGGCAGUUAUCAGAGGCAUUGUUUAUUACAAAUUAUCACCCCACGAACAAAAACCUUAUGCAGGGGCCAUUACAUUAGGGAUACCCAACUUGGUACCAAGGACAAUGGCCACCAUAUGGACCUACCUACCAGUUUUCAUCCUAGGCUAUGCUACCUACGUGGGAGUUGAGGAGGCAUAUCACCUCUCAAAGAGAAAAGAUCCAAGAGAUUAUAUGAAUGAAGUUGAUCCUAAUCCUGAUCCAUGUAAAGAAAAGAGAGAACAAAGAGAAAAAGAAAAACGAGAAAAAGAAAAAAAUCAUUUGACCGAUAGCGAAUUGGACCAUACGCAAAACCUAUUGAAUGAGUAUUUAACGGGAAAAUUUGAAUAUUUUUAA